GUACUUUAAAACGAUCAAAAAGUAUGUUCAGUGUAUUUGCUAUAAACCAUUUUAUAGCAAAUGGUAAAUGACCAAUACCAAUCGAAUAAACGAGCCGGCGACUGUCGGCCUCUUUCAACACGAACCACCAAGCGAGUAACAUCUCUUCUACAACAGCUCCGAAACCCAUCAAGUAUUAUUACACUUAUCUAUUAAUCAAUCGUUCCUCCGCGAGUAUCUCCGUUCGGUUCCGUCUACCUCAGUCGCUCUUGCCGGUUAUAAUAUUGGCGACGAGGAAAAUCUACGAAAAGUGCGCGUGUGAGAAAAAAAAAGUGCUGUUCCCCGGGCAAUUGCCAGAUAGACUUUCUUCGCUGGGAGUGUGCAGUUUUGCCUCCGGGGCGAAGCGCGAUUUAAACAGCAGCGGUACAAAAAGUUUAGACUGGUUGCAGAGCAGGUGGUAGAUAUCGGAACAUUUCCGACUGGGAUUUUCCGGAGAAGCGAUAGCGGCGAUUGCCGGCGGACAGGUUUUCCCCUUUGAAACUUAAGUCCGCGGAAGGGUAUUUACCGGAGCACAAUAAAUUUUCGGGUUUGGUAUUAUUGGAUUGUGGUAAGUUGUGUGGUGAUAUUGUUUCCGUGAUAUUGUUUCUUUUAUUUGAAAUUCAUAUUUAAAUAGUGAGAAAAGUGAUUUUUUUAUUUUGGUAUACAUUGCUCGUGAAAAAGUGCAUUGUGUUGAGUAACAAUUAGACAAAAGGCCGUUUAUCGCAUUAAUGGCGGAUACGCCUUAAAUUGAGACGGUUUUGAUAAAUUUAUUUGUUGAAUUUUUUUCGAUUUUAUUUUUCUGAUGAUCAAUGGAAGUAUGUUGCUUUUGAUAAAUUGUGCGCAAAUUAUUUAAAACCAAUUGAAAUAUUUAAUUUAGGGUGCUUAUAUGGUACCAUUUUAACAAAUUAUUUUGAAACAUUUAUCCGAAUUAUUUUGGGUUUAUUAUUUUAUAAAAUUUUAAUUAUUGGUUGGUUUUAAUAGCUAUAGAAAUCAUGGCGUACGUAGCAUCAAACAUCGAUCUGUACCGUAAGGGACAAUCUUUUUCAUCAUGGUUUAAGCGGUUAGGGUACCAUUUUCGUAUCAACAAAGUAGCAGAUGCCGACAAAAAAGACCAUAUGUUCCUUCUUGGAGGUGAUUAUCUUUUCGAAGUGGCUCAGAAUUUGUACUUUAGUGAGCGGUUGCUUGAUGAAGCACCACUUGAAGAGCUAAUCGAAAAACUUAAGCGAAAAUUGGACAAAAUGGAUUCAGCCUUAAUCCAACGUUUCAAAUUUGAGUCCCGAGUACAACAGUCUGGUGAAACAGCCAGUGAAUUUCUUUUUUCGCUUAAACUCCAAGCUGAGUAUUGUAAUUACAAGAGUGAUAAACAGGAUCGUAUACUUGAUCGCGUACUCAUUGGCUUGUCGGAUGACGCUUUGAGACAAAAGUUGUUAGCGGAAGAUGGGGACAAAUUGAAUCUAGCUCAAGUUGAGAAGAUUAUAUCGACAUGGGAGUUAGCUGCUUCUAAUGCAAAAACAUUAACACAUGAUCAUUCUUUUGAACAAAUCGCUUCUAUUGUUGGAAGCCGAGAUAUUUUUUUGCAACGCAUGGCAGAUUCAGUUCAUGGUUGUGGCCCAAUGAAGCGCCGUUUAGGCUACAGAUAUUCCUCAGCGGUUGGGGAGCGCAAUGCAAAGCCAUACUAUAGACACAACAAUCGGGUCGACAAUUGUUCACAGUUCAAACAAGUGAGGUCUCAUCAGGAUCAGCAUCGCAGACAUCAGGAUGCUCUGGUUCGCCCAGGGGAACUGAAGAAUGAGAGCCGAAUCGUUAUCGACCGAAGAGUGUGCUACUAUUGUGGAGUUCGAGGACAUGUUCGAAGGAGAUGCCCGAAGCUGGAACAAUUCAAGAUGGAUCCAAUCAACAACAUCAACUUAGAAACAACUGGUACGAAUACGGACGAUGAUUUGUCGAGUAUGAUGAAUAGUUGGGAAGACAAAAGUGACAAUUUGGAUCCAGGAGAAUUACAGUGCAUGCAUGUUUCCUCCAUUAACAAAAGUCAUCCAUGUUUAUUAGAACUAGAUAUUCAAGGCAAUAAUGUGCAGAUGGAGAUGGAUAGUGGCUCUGACGUUUCCGUGAUUGAAAAAAAGCCUUUUUUGGCUAAUUUCGAUGUUCCCCUACAGAAAAGUUUUGAAAUUUAA
Messenger RNA from Armigeres subalbatus, 2192 nucleotides. RefSeq lists its product as uncharacterized. Lineage: Eukaryota; Metazoa; Arthropoda; Insecta; Diptera; Culicidae. The transcript is spliced from 2 exons. The coding region runs from base 1011 to 2192 and encodes 393 amino acids. Gene Ontology annotation, molecular function: nucleic acid binding; zinc ion binding. The record is from RefSeq and is a predicted model, not a curated record.